Molecule: messenger RNA, 1674 nt
Organism: Funneliformis geosporum
Lineage: Eukaryota; Fungi; Glomeromycota; Glomeromycetes; Glomerales; Glomeraceae
Source: the annotation of a GenBank genome assembly
AUGAAAACAAGAACUCCAAACAAAGUAAAUAUGAAAGAACAGAAUACAACGUGGAUGCUCAAUUCUCCCAAUCCGAGCCCUCUUUGUUUUUUUAGAUUUACCUUUUCUAUGAAUCGUUCGCGGGCUUUUGAUACUUAUGUUAAAGCUCUAGAAUUAGCCUUUGGGAAAUGUAAAGAUGAGACUGUUAAAGAAAGGCUACUAAAAAUGAGAGAAAAGUCUAACGAUGAAAUUCAAACAGACUGGGAGGUAUGGCUUGAAGAAAGGAAAACGAUUUUAUUAAGCCGUUCGAUCCAAGACACAAAUAUAGCUGUGCAAAAUAGACUUAAUACCCGCGUAGAAAACCAGGGUACACUGUUAACAACGCCAACAACGUUCAAUAAACCUAAUAAACUUACAAUUGAUAUAUACGAUGAUGAUGAAAAUGAUGUAGAAAAUUUUGAAGAUAAAAGAGAUUUAUUGAUAAGUUCUACAGUGAUAACCGAUCCUAAUGAGGAGGUUCUAGAAUCGCUCGCAACUUUGUUUGAAUCUUCCCAAGAAGAUCUUAUUUUAUCUAUUGCAGAAGAAAGCCUUGACAGAGAGGAAAUAGUGAUACCAGAUGUUACGAAACAGUUUCUAAAGGAAAAUAAACUUGUGUUAUCAAGUCAAUUAGAUGUUUGUGCGUACUUUCGUAACAUGCGUUUAAAGAUCCCGUUGAAAAAUAAGAUCUUGAAUCCAGCUUAUUAUGGAAUCAUUGAUUUAACUGGACAGCAUAUUGAAACUAAGACAUCAUUUGCUGUUGAAGACUGGGAAGAACUUCGGAAUAUAUUUGGUACCAUUGUUCGAUGGCAAUAUAUUCUGACGCCUGAGCAUUUCACCGAAUAUUUUGAUAAAAAUUUUACAUUGCCUUCUAAUCCAAAGGAUGAACUAAGAACCUUCCAUAAAGCAGUUGAAUUCCUACGGACAAGCUACCCUAUCCAAAACACAAUGUCUGAGCAACACGCAACGCAUGCACUAUAUUACCCCUUAAUUAGUACAGUCCUCCGUAAUGAUGCCAUAUCACUAUUGGAUUGGGGGGAAAUUAUUUCAUGUUCAAGCUCUGAUGCAAAAAAUGACAUUAUCAGUCCCGAGAAGAAAGCAAAGAUUGGUCAUAAAGUUGACCUCAAAAUUACUUUGAAAACUCCAAAUUAUAAGUUGCAAGCUGUACAUGGUGAAAUAUCUGGGGGAAUCAAGAAUGGAAAGGCGGAAGCUUGCAAGCGUAAGCAAUGGCUUGAUAAACUCAAGCUUAUGAUCAUGAUGCGAGAUGAAUUGAAUCAGAUCAUCAAAUAUUACACCCAAUCAAACGCUGAUUUCUUAUAUUUUAUUGUGUACGGUAUUCAAGUGAUUGGGUUUCAAUUAAACGUUUAUGCAAUGACAUGGUGUAGUGGAGGUGUUUACCUUUUUGGAUUAGUUGAUAAAUGUCUAAUACCAGGCGAUUUGGAAACAUUUUAUUCGUUAGAAGAAGUAUAUGUAAUUCUCAAAACUUUGCAAAUGAAAGUUAAAGAAACUUCAAAUGUGUUAAUUUUCAUUGAACAGAAACAUGCAAAAAAAAGACGGCGACCUUUGGCACCUUUUGAUAAGAAACAAUGUGACCUUGAAAAUGAUCUUGUACUCACUCGAACACCAAAACAUCGGAGGACUUUACAAUGUAGUAUGUGA